AAAUUGGUAAUUUUAAAGUGGGAAAAAAAUUAUGAAAAAAAUUGGUUUGGGUGGCAAGUGGCAGUGGCGAGUGUCGUAGCCGCAAGCAGAGGUUACAAAGUGCAAAACCCUUAAGCAGACGAAGAUGGUGAGUCAGAGGCAGCGACUUGCACGGAAGCGCUUCAAAGAGGAGAACCCUGAGCUCUUUCCCAAGCCCGAGCCCACGCCUCCCAAGGACCCUGACAAAAAGAAGAAGAAGAAGAAGAGCAACACAUUUAAGAGCAGCUCCAUAAAACGCAGAAGCGAUGGCUCCGAAGAACUCGGCGUCUCUAAGAAGCCUUUCAAGAGCAAUUACCGAAAGCACCCUCUCAGAGUCCCCGGCAUGAAGCCCGGUGACACCUGCUUCAUCUGCAAGGCCGCCGACCAUAUUGCCAAGUCUUGUCCUCAAAAAGCUGAAUGGGAGAAGAAUAAGAUAUGCUUGCGGUGUCGACGGCGUGGUCACCGAGCUAAGAAUUGCCCUGAAGUUCAAGUUGGUGCCAAGGAUGACAAGUAUUGUUACAAUUGUGGAGAAACUGGUCAUUCACUUGCAAAUUGUCCCCACCCUGUUCAAGAAGGAGGGACAAAGUUUGCAGAGUGCUUUGUCUGUAAACAGCAAGGACACUUGAGUAAAAACUGCCCUCAAAAUGCUCAUGGCAUCUAUCCUAAGGGUGGUUGUUGUAAAAUAUGUGGUGGCGUGACACAUUUGGCAAGGGAUUGUCCCGAAAAAGGGAAGAAAGCUCCUUUUGCUGCUAAUGGGCCUGCUGAUGGAUCAAUGAGACUGAGAAAUGAACAGAGGCCUUGUGGAACGAUAACCAAAUUUGUGAGCGGGGAUGACAUUGAGGAUGACUUCAUGACAGAUGACAUAAAUAACAGAGACAAGGACAAGUCCUCUAAGUCCAAAGACGGUCAAGCAAAACCAAAGAAUAAGGGUCCUAAAGUUGUGAACUUCAGCAGGUCCAGAGACGAUCACAGCAACCCUAAUCCUCUUUCUUCUCCGCAACACACCACCACCAACAACAAGAAGAGGAGGAGGAAGCACAAUCAUGCUCCAACUCCACAACCCCCCACUCACCGCCACCGCUACAACACACGUCCUAAAGCUAACCCUAACCCUAACCCCAAUUCAGGCUCCGCGGUGGUUCAGCAAUUGAAGGAAACUGGUGCAGAGAACCCCCAGUUAUUCUCUAAGCAUGAAUUGGCAGCUAAAUUAGUUGACUUAGCUGGAAAAGAAAACGGGCAAGGUAAAUAUGAAGGUGCUGCACUCCAACUGGAACCUGAGGAGAAGUUGUCAAAGAAUGCCAGGAGGAGGAGGAAGAACAAAAACAAGAACAAUGCACUCAAUAAUGAAGUGGCAGAAGCAGAACCCACCAAACACAAUCACAAGAACAAAGAGAAGAAGAAAAGUAAGAGAUUGCUUCGGAGCAACGUGUCAGAAUCUAACAACUACAAUUCUGAGUCAACUGAUGAAAUCCCUUUGAGAACAGGCAAUGCCAAUUCACCUCAUCAUACCCGGAGUCAGGGAACUAAAGCACUACUCACUGGAGUGGCCUAUGAUGAGUGUAGGUGUGUCAAUCAUGCCAAGUGCCUGGUCAUAAAUUCUGGAAAUGUCCGAAGAGGAAAGGUCGACACAUUCACGAGGAAAUUUGCUUCUUUUGUGGGGAAUUCGGUCACACGCUUGCAAAAUGCUCGGUUUCUACAGCAGGGGGAGGACGAUUUGCUAGGUGCUUAUUGUGUUUUGCCCAUGGACACUUCACUAAUAAGUGUCCACAAACUUGUCAUGGAAUCAGCGAACGCGGCAUCUGGAAUGGCUGUUAAUGAUGCAUGUAAAUUGAAGUUUCUGGAGUUAAAGGCAAAGAGGAAUUACCGAUUCAUUGUGUUCAGGAUUGAGAACCAAGAAGUGGUGGUGGAGAAAGUCGGAAGCCCCGACGAAACCUAUGAUGACUUCACUGCUUCUCUACCUGCUAAUGAGUGCCGAUAUGCUGUCUUUGAUUUCGAUUUCACUACGGACGAGAACUGUCAGAAAAGCAAAAUUUUCUUCAUUGCAUGGGCACCGGAUACAUCAAGAGUGAGAGAAAAGAUGGUGUAUGCGAGCUCCAAGGAUAGAUUCAAGAGGGAACUCGAUGGCAUUCAAGUUGAAUUGCAAGCAACGGAUCCAAGUGAGAUGAGCUUUGACAUCAUAAAAGCCCGGGCAAUAUAAUAUAUAGUUCUAUACAUCUAUUAUUGAUAUAAUAAAAGUAAUAACCACCAUAUUUGAUUUCAUUCCCCUACCUUUUCCCCUUUCUUUUUUUGUUCUUUGUCUUACGAUCUACAUUCUAAACUGUAUCUUAAUAUGAUAGAAGAACACACUGCCAUGUAUUUCAGACUAUAGUAGAAGGUUUGCCUUAUUGCAA
Arachis ipaensis is the source of this 2408-nucleotide messenger RNA. RefSeq lists its product as uncharacterized. Gene Ontology annotation, molecular function: nucleic acid binding; zinc ion binding. Lineage: Eukaryota; Viridiplantae; Streptophyta; Magnoliopsida; Fabales; Fabaceae. The record is from RefSeq and is a predicted model, not a curated record.